AUGGAUUAUCGCCUGUGUGGAAGGUUUGAUAAAUUGAGAAAUUAUUUCCCCGAUGAAUUAAACAAACCUACAAAGAAUGAUAUUCAUAUUUUAGGGAAUAUUAAGAAUUAUUGCUCUAAUGGAGAAUCAGAGGAAACAGGAUGUAAGACUGAUCUCGAUAAAAUAAAUGGUGGAUGUCUAUGGUUGUUCGAGCAAAAUAUUAUUAAUAAUAUUGACAGCUUAAGUGAGGAUAAAUUUAAAAUUAUUAUUAUAUACAUUAUGAUGUGGUUAAAUUAUAUGAUAAACCUAAAGAAAGAUGGCGAAAUCAACAACCUAAAUGAUUUUUAUACUAAAUAUAUAGAAACCAAUAUGUAUUAUACUAAUUGUAAAAAAGAUGAUAAAGAUUGUAAUAGUACAUUAAAUGAUAAAACGGGAUAUGAUAGUUUUAAGGAGUUCAUAGAAAAAAACAGAUAUUUGUUGAAUAUUAGUUUUGAUGAUGUGUCUAAAUUUUAUGCUGCAUUUAAAUCAUUGUGUAAUCUGUAUACCGAACUUGAUUCAAAUGACACCAAAUGUAAGAAAUGUUUAGAAAGUGCUAAAGAAUUUGUUAAAAAAUAUGAUGAACUUAAUGUUUCUGAUAUUGCUGAAUACAGUCCUUAUUAUCAAAUAUUGUCUAUAUUAUCAAAGGAUUAUAGUAAUUUUAAAAUUUAUUGUAAAGAUAAUCAAGUUGAUUGUAACGAUAUACCGCUCCUUUCACCGAUAAACACAACAAAAAAAAAAUUACAAAGUUCUGAACUGAAUUUUGAAGAUACAUCAUCAAGUUCGCCGAUAACAAACAAAUUAAUUCCAGUUUUAUCUAUAUUUGGUGCAAUAUCAAUUUUUUUGGGAAUUUCUUAUAAGUAUUCGUUAUUUGGAUUUCGGAAACGAUUUCAAAAACAAAAAUUAAGAGAACAAAUAAAAAAAUAA
Plasmodium yoelii is the source of this 942-nucleotide messenger RNA. RefSeq names its product PIR protein. NCBI's taxonomy places the organism in Eukaryota, Apicomplexa, Aconoidasida, Haemosporida, Plasmodiidae. Bases 1 to 942 code for a protein of 313 amino acids. The record is from RefSeq and is a predicted model, not a curated record. The transcript is spliced from 3 exons.